UAAAAUUGUAAACAUUGAAUUUUGACAUUUUGGCAUUUUAUUUAGACAUUACGUUAAUCAAAAUUAUAAUUAGAAUACAACUAAUCGAAUUGUCGAAAUUGAGCAAUAUGAGCUCUCUUAGAUGCAUAUAAAAUCCAAAAGUUAUGUAACAAACCUUAUAUAUAAAUCAAAAGUUUAAUAAUGGAUGAGGUAUUAUUCAGGAGUAGCCGCUCAUUUGAAAAUUUGCAGGUACAACUUGAAAUAGUGGCCAACAAAAGCAAGGAUCUCUUUAAUCAGCAGUUAAUAACGAUUAAGGCUUUUAUAGCAAAAGUGAUAGAAAGCUCGAAAUUCGAUUCAAUUAGAUGUCAGAUUAACAAUAUUUCUGUUUUAAUUAUUAAAUUAGUAAACGAUGCUAAAAACUUAAUUAUUUAUGUAACAAAUCCAAGACGUAUCAGCCACAUUUUACAUAAUCUCUUUAAUCAAAAAUGGACAAAAAGAGAAAUUGGUUUCUGCUGUGCAGGAAUAGUUUUAGGCACUAUAGCAGGUAUUGCAAUAGGGUUGAUGAUGUCAGAAAAAAAAACUGAGUUUCGAUAUAUGCAGGCAGUACAAUGCUGUAAUUAUGAAGGAACUGAGAAUGUUCAAGUUGUUGAAGAUGCAAAAUCGCCCUAUGAAUGCAAAGACAACGAAGUACUUAUUACAGUUAAAUCGUCUUCCGUGCAUAUCAUAGAUGCUCAAAUUUGUUCAGGGUACGGACGUCACCUGAGACGAAUCUUAGGACGACUGUUUAAUCAAUCGAAAUGCGAUAUUCCAGUAACUCUGGGUAGAGAUUGUUCUGGAAUAGUGACUGAUUUAGGUAGCCAAGUUAAUGAGUUAGAGGUAGGUGACGAAGUAUGGGCAGUAGUUCCUUUCUGGUCACAAGGUGUCAUGUCUCAAACUGUUUUGGUGCCAAAUUAUAGAGUUUCCAAAAAACCUAAGAAUAUUGGUUUCACUGGAGCCUCUAGUUUACCAUAUGCAGGAUGCUUGGCUCUUGCAGUACUCAAACAGGCCAAUAUUAAUGCGCGCAAUGCUCAACAUAGAAAAGUUUUUAUCCUGGGAGGAUGUACGCCAGUAGGGUGCGUGUUAAUUCAACUAUUGAGACAUUGGAAGGCCCAUGUUACUACUACGUGCCAUCAACGUGCCCUGCCCGUCGCAAAAGCUUUAGGAGCCGUGGACGUAAUACUGGUUGAUUCGCCAACCUCCAUGGUGAAUGGUACACAAACGGAAAGCGAAUUUCCUUUAGAUAAAAUUAGUCUGUGUAAAGAAUUAGAACUUAAAGAGUACAAAUACGACGUAAUAGUUAAGGCAACCGAGACAUCUUUAAGCGAUGAUCAAUUGAAAGCGUUUUGUAAAGAAGGCGGCGAUGUGAUUUCGGUUACACCCCCGAAACAUAGUUCAGAUAGCAUGGGAUAUUUCGGGUUAUUGAUAUUUGGCUUGUAUGUUCGGUGUAAAUACUAUUUAUUGAGACCGUUUGGAUUACAUUUGAAUUAUUUUGACGAAACUCACUUUUGUAGCGCCUCUUUGGAUCAACUUUCAGAAUUUGUUGAAACCGGUUUAGUGAAAACUGUGGUUGAUAAAGUAUACAGUCCUCAGGAUAUAGAAUCUGCUCUUACACAUGUACAAUCAACAAGAUCUAUUGGAAGUACCAUAAUAACUUUCAGAUAAUAUUGAGUUUUUAGUAAAUAUUCCUAGUAGUUACAUGUACAAUUGUUUUAACGAAUUUGUAACUGGUACAAAAGCUAUUCAAUGUUUUGUCACAAUAGCAAUAUUGGUCAAUAUAUUGGUUAACAGAUUUUAUAUAUAAACUGGUGUAUUAAAUCUAUGUUAUUAA
Aethina tumida (small hive beetle) is the source of this 1846-nucleotide messenger RNA. Its product is annotated as reticulon-4-interacting protein 1, mitochondrial. The record is from RefSeq and is a predicted model, not a curated record. Gene Ontology annotation, molecular function: oxidoreductase activity. The transcript is spliced from 7 exons. Gene Ontology annotation, cellular component: mitochondrion. Lineage: Eukaryota; Metazoa; Arthropoda; Insecta; Coleoptera; Nitidulidae. Bases 181 to 1680 code for a protein of 499 amino acids.